Amphiprion ocellaris (clown anemonefish) is the source of this 4892-nucleotide messenger RNA. It is a transcript of the gene zbtb45, whose product is annotated as zinc finger and BTB domain containing 45. Gene Ontology annotation, cellular component: nucleus. The coding region runs from base 815 to 2851 and encodes 678 amino acids. The transcript is spliced from 6 exons. NCBI's taxonomy places the organism in Eukaryota, Metazoa, Chordata, Actinopteri, Pomacentridae. The record is from RefSeq and is a predicted model, not a curated record. Gene Ontology annotation, biological process: regulation of transcription by RNA polymerase II. Gene Ontology annotation, molecular function: protein binding; RNA polymerase II cis-regulatory region sequence-specific DNA binding; DNA-binding transcription factor activity, RNA polymerase II-specific.
CUUUACGUUUGUGUUUUAGUCGAUGUCAAAGCCCGGUUUGCACGUUUAAAUCUGCGCAUUUAGUGCAGAAUUCCGACCGGGACCUACGCGGCUAAUGUCAACAGCUAACGCUAGCUAACGUUAGCUCGUCACCGUUAACCUGUUCGAGCUAACGUCUGCUGGUCAGUUUAGUGAAACUAGCAGCUACGUGUUUCCUUAACGACGGGAUUUAAUCGUUCAGCCGCUGCUAACCUCACCCAUCGUGAAGCCUCUUUAGCACAGCCGAAUUGUCUUUGGUGUUUUUGCGUUACCGGCCACCCACUGUGCAGAGAAUAGCCACAAAAAAACUGACCCGGAGGAGCCGAUGGAUGGAGUCGCGCGCGGCACGUGCUGUCAUUUGUUUCAAAACAGGUGUUCCAGGUGAUGCACGCGACUAAUUUAGGUGAUCGGGUAGCUGGUUUUGGCGGUGUCACCUUCAGGUACGGACACACGAACUGGACCGGGAAAAAAUAUGACACGAUCCAGUGGAGGAAAAUGCAAAUCAGAGCUCUAAACAAAGGAUCGGUGUUUAACGGAGGCAGGAGCCGGUGGAAACAACCUCUCAGGACAACAAAGGCAGCUCCUCACCCACCCUACCUCCCGCAGCAGAGCCGCAGUUUGAGAGCUUCCGACUCAUGACUGUUUGAGGGGACGCGGCCCCACCGUGGCCCAUGCACUGUAUCCGUUUCCCUCCCUGUCCUCCAUAUCCCUCAAGCUGACGCAAAACCCCAGACACCUGCCCCCCCUCCCCCACCCCCACUCCCACCCCAUCCCCAGCGACUCACCUCCUCCCGCCAUGGUGUCCGGCACAGAAACCGUGCACUACAUCCACCUCCAUAACUCCAGCCAGUCCGUGCUGGAAGCCCUGCGCACCCAACGGCGCGAAGGCCUGUUCUGCGAUGUGACUGUGCGGAUACACGACGCCUCACUGCGCGCCCACGCCUGUGUCCUGGCAGCCGGCAGCCCCUUCUUCCAGGACAAGCUGCUGCUGGGUCACUCUGAAAUCUCCGUGCCCCCGCUGGUGCCCGCUGAAACGGUGAAGCAGCUUGUGGAUUUCAUGUACAGUGGCUCGCUGGUGGUGCUGCAGUCGCAGGCCCUCUGCAUCCUCACUGCCGCCAGCAUCCUGCAGAUUAAGACGGUCAUCGACGAGUGUACCCAGAUCAUCUCUCAGAGGAAGGCGGCGGCAGGAGCGGCAAGUGCAGCUGCAGCAGCGGCUGCAGCGGCAGCAGCAGGAGGAGGGAUGCUCGGAGGAGUUCUGCCUAAACAAGAAGAACGCGGCGGGGGCAAAGGGAGGGAUAGCAACAGCAAUGGAAGUUGCUCUGUUGGCGGUGCGGGUGGCGGUGGGGGUUACGCAAACUUCUCCAACUUCAUGGCCGAAUGCGGGGCUAGCAACAUGGGCGGGGGGCUGGGCGGUGCCAGUGUUAGUGUCAGUGAGAGCGGCCCAGGCCCGAUGGAUCAAGCUAACACUGUCAGUCUGAUGGCGUUGGGCGACAUGGGCCCCGGCUCCAUGUGCGGCGGUGAUGGGAUGGGCGCUGGGCCCGGCACAAUCCUCAUGAAGCAGAGCUCCAGCUGUACUCAGGACGUAAGGUACAAGCUCCGAGACCUGUUGGCACAGACGGCCAACGGAGCCAGCACUAGUAGCACAGGGAACCUCUCGGCAGGCUGCAGCUCCGGUGUGGGCAGCGUGGACAGCAUUGGCAGGGACAGCCUCCGCGGCAACACAGCUGACCUCUCUGACGACCUUGUGGGGAUAGACAGAUACAGCGAGGAGGAGGACUUGGACGGGAGAGAGCGGGGAAGAGAUGGAGACAGAGACAGGGGGGUGAGCCACAGCCGCAAGCAGAGGCAGCCGCUAAGACUCCAGGUGCUGGGAGGAGAGGGAGUGGUGGUGAAAGACGAAGGGGUGCAGGACACAGAUGGGACUGUCUACGCCUUGGAGGACGGGAGGCGAGAUCAAGAGCAGGAGGGCUCCCAGGAAUCGAUGCCGAGCUUCGGACAGGAUUUCUACGAUGAGCAGGGCGUGUUUUCCGAGAGUUUCUGGCCCCAGAGCGAGCCUCCUCAGGCCAUGGCUUUCAACCCCAGAGGAAGGGUCAACAAGCCUCUGACUCCACCUCCGACCACACAGUCCAUCAACAACCAGCUUCUGUUUCAGUACCCAGUGAGCCAGUCGCAGCCAGCUCCGUUUUAUGUCGGUGGGCCCAUGGGUGGAAUUGACAGCAUGGCGGGGACUGAGCCCAGUCAGCAGGCUCCGCCCCCCACACCAAUGACCCCGGCCCCACCGCCCUCCACCUCCUCUUGCUCCGCUGGGCCAUCCCCUUCAUCCCAGGGAUCCGAGACCUCGUUCGACUGCAUGCACUGUGGCAAAUCUUUACGUUCCAGGAAGAACUACAGCAAGCACAUGUUCAUCCACUCUGGUCAGAAACCUCAUCAGUGCUCCAUCUGCUGGCGCUCCUUCUCCCUGCGGGACUACCUCCUCAAACACAUGGUGGUGCAUACUGGCGUCAGGGCCUUCCAGUGCACCAUGUGCGGCAAGCGGUUCACCCAGAAAAGCUCCCUCAACGUGCACAUGCGCACACACCGUGCUGAGCGCACCUUCCAGUGUAACGUGUGCCACCGGGCUUUCACCCACCGCACCUUGCUGGAGCGCCAUGCCCUGCAGCACGCCCACCACGCCCCCCAGACCCCGGGCCAGGGCCAAGGACGUGGAGCCGACAUGACCUCACCUACCAAGCACAGUCCUCCAGCUAUGGGAGGGCCCUCAGGUAUGGCUGGCGCGGCCGGCAUGGUUGGCAGCAUGGCCAGCAUGCCCAGCCAUGGAGCUUCCUCCACCUAGAAAGAGAGAGAAGGGAAGGUAAAGGGGAGAGAAGGGGAGGUUAGUGAGCGAGCCCAUUCCUUGAACCAACACCUAUUUGGUCCUAACAGCCUUGUUGAUCUUUUGUUCUGGUGGAAGAGCGCUUACAGGUCCCCAUUGUUUUUAGCUUAAAGCCACCUUCAAUCAGGGUUCCUACACAGGGCUGGAAGGCCUUUUAAGUUUGAAAAUAAUGUAAAUUUCUAAAGUUUUUUGGAAUUGCACAAAAAUCCUGGGAAAGUUUGAGGGGAGAAAAAGAGGUUUCUUUUCCGGAAACCCAUCGUAUAUAGUUGUAGCCCUACUGUCAUUUCCUGUGUUGUGACAUUUGUUGCUGUGAGGAUUAAUCAUCAGCUGUAGAGCAACAUCGCUAACAAUCACACACCUUGUCAAAUAGCCAUCCAAAAAAAGUCUUGAAAUGUGUAGGAACCCUGUUUCAAAGAGACCAGAGACUCACCAAAGAGGUUAGGAAAACAGAGCCGGGUUUGGGUGAGGAGGAGGGAGUGUGUGGCGUUUCUAGGUGGAGGUGAGGGUGGGGAGGGGGGAUGAAGAUCGGUGGUAAAAGGAGUUACAUGUUAGGGAUGGGUGGGGUGGGCAUUGUGCAAGGUUUGAUUCACCCUCAAUUCAUUUAAUUCAGUCGAACCUUUUAAAUCCCAUAAAUCAAACAUAUGAACAUAACAGGAACAACCCGCUCCUAUGACGGUUGUAAAAAUGGUUUUGUUGGAGACGUCAGCAAGUAGGUGAGUAAAAUGUUGUCCUAGCCAACUACUAGACAAAACAAUUCUAAAAGGAGCCAUAAUUUAACAAGAGUAAUUUCUCUUUAAGGAUUUUAUCACUAUAUUUUGCUUUCAUGUGUCCUAGAUAGUGGGAAAAUUUCAGUUACCAUUGCGAUUAUUAGCAUGUUUGUUGUCCAGCUUUUUUGUUAUCCUCAUUCUGAUACUUGCAUAUGUAUAGUAUAUUUAUAUACUUGACCAGUAUAGUAUGUCAAUGGAAACUGACCCUUGCAAAGUAGUGGUACCUAGCUAGCUAUACCUGAUGGCCUGAAAUGGCGAUAAAUAUUGCACCGUGGAACCAAUGGAGCCUUCAAUAUACAAAGAAGAAAUAUUUUCCAAAUUAAAUUUCAAUGAGUACCUUAAAGGUUAAUUUAAGUAAGCUGAUCAGUGUGGUCAAAUGUAAAUAAUAUUACAUGAAAUAGAGUCUUGUAAAGACUCAGUACUUCGAGCACAGAUCAGAUAUUUCUACUUCAUGUUGUUCAUUUAUUUUGCUUCAAGCAGUUUUCGUAUUAAGGUGUUUCCAACUCAAGGCAAAGUCCUACAAGGUCAGUUUGAUGUGAGGUCAGGGUUCGGUUAGGAGUGAACAUUUGUUUGAUUUCGUAUAGAAAUCGCAGUUUGCCGUUUGCUAACUGCUUCAUUUCAAAGGCUGCAGGUUGGAAUGUAAGUUCUUCACCACAUCUGACCUGUGGUUUAAACUGACUGGCCAGUGAGUUUACAAAUUCCUGCCAUCCUCCUAGUUUGAUCGUCAUGUCUUUGAUGGCUUCUCAUGUGGUAACGCUCACCACAUUUUAAGUCUACUCCACAGUAAAUAGUGAACUCCUUGAUUAAAAUAUGUGUAUUAGGGCUGAAACAAUUCCUCGAGUUAGUCGUUUACUAAAAUUCCUCGUGACAAAAUUGUCUGAAUGGAGACUUUGUUUAAUCCACUCCAUACUAGACCCCAGGUUACUAACUAGUCCGGACUCAGACUUCAUCCGAUACUGACUCGGACCUGUAAUCAAUAAAUUUUAUUUAAUAAGAAGAUUUUAAAUUUGACGGGAUGCUUCUAUUUUAACCGGUGCAGCUUUUCUAGUGUUUACGGUAUUUAGCAGAUCAGAGAACUGAACUAUGAAGCCAGUAAGACAGUUUAACAUAGUCAGACUGUCUUUGUUUGAGUCAACAGAAACUAAAACCUCAGUCAGAUUUAACAGGUAUGAAGGUGGUUUUCAACUUUCUGAACAAUGAGGAACAUAAAAAUCCAUAUAUAUAUAUAUAUAUAU